AUGGAGCAGAGCAGCCAAACGCUCCGCACCAGACGCCGCCCGCCAAGCGGGCUCCUGUCGAGCAGUUUGUCGGCCGGGGCGAGCGAGGCGCACAGCGUGGCCCCGACCACGGAGGGGGAAGAGUCGGAGGGCUCCGGCGACUAUGACAGCGAAGAGCUCGAGGAGAUCUUCUCCAUCGACGAGUGGCUCAAGGACCUGGACCACAACGAGAUCAAGCACACGGCCAAGAUCGAGCACAAGAAGCGCGAACGACGCGACCGAUUCCCCAGGCACCCCCCCCCAAACCCUCUCCAAACAAGCCAACUGACGCUGGUCUUGAAGGGGAGCCGGAGCCGGGCGCUCAACUCGCCCAAGUCCGUCUCCGCUCGCCCGUCGAGCCCUCCGGCGCCGGAGGAGAGGGACGAGCAGGCUCGCACGGGGGGCAAGAAGCAGAAGCCCCGACCGCGGAGCCUGCCGCGGCCCCUCUCGCCCCAGCACCACCACCACCAGCAGCAGACCGGCGCCAAGCAUGCCGUCUCGUCCGACGCCACCAGGCGCAUUCCCACCAUCAACGCCUCCGCCGCUGCCGCGGUGGUCACCACAGAGACGACAGCCACGGCGACCUCUUCUUCUUCACCAUCAUCGUCGUCCCCGAAGAGGCCCACGCUACGAGAUGUGGCGGAGGGCGGGCACGAUCGAAGCGACGCAGCAGCAGCGGCACGAGGGGCAAGAAACGGAGAAGAGGAGGAAGACGACGACGACGACCUGGUGGAGCACCCCUACGUGACAAAGAAGCGGACGAGCAGCUUCACCGCCUUCCUCACGCCGCGGCGCCGCGCCCACACCCAGUCCGACGACUCGCACCCGGCCGUGGCGAAAGUUGAACACAGCCCCAGCCGCCAGCACCAGGAGAGCCUGUGGCGACGUAGCAUCACCCUCAUGGGCUGGAAGUCGCCCCGCAACCACCACCACAACAAACAGCAGCAGCAGCAGCAGCAGGCCCGCAGCCCCCGACGCGGCAGCGACGACGACCACUACGAUUUUAACUCCGAUCCAGCUGCGGACGAACAUCAUCGCGAAGGUGCACGCGACGAAAAGAACGAAGAGCAGGGGGAGAAGGGGGAAGGCCACGACAACCAUCAUCAUCAUCAUCAUCAAGACAGGGCGGGCAGCGGCAAGCACGACCGGCGGGGAAAGAAGAAGCAGCGCGCGGAGGGUGAAGAGGCGGAGGAGGAAAAGAACGAAGACGGCGACGACGCCGGCGAAGGCGAAGCUGAAGGCUUCUGGCGUCGGAACUCGCGUCGGCUGAGCCUGCUCAUCAAGUCGCCUCGCCGGCGGAACCACAACACGUCGGCCGCUGCCGUGGCGGUGGCGAGCGAGCGGAUGGAGCACGCCGAGCGCACAUCGUCGACGACGCAGGCCCGAGAGCUGCAGCGCCGGCGCGACACAGAGGUCGACGAGGCGUCGGCGUCGUCCAUCUACCUCCGCAUGCAGCUCGACUUCGAGGCCCGGCUGGCCGCGCGCCCGCCCACGCCCUCCCACAGCCCGCGCAACGACGACGACAUCGACAACGGGGGCGCGUGGACGAUCGAUCAUCAGUUCUCGGGUCAGCAUCAGUUGCACAAUCCACAUCAGCAGCGGCAGCAGCGGUGGCUGGGUGGUGAUGAUGACGGGGAAGAGGUGAUCGCGCUCGAGAGCGGGCGGCACUACGGGCGGCGGCGGGGGUCGAGCACUGUCUUGUACUCGCCGCGCCCGGCCACGACGUCGAUGAUGGCGGCGCGGGCGAUGGAGCUGGCAACCAGCCAGGCGGCGAUCAGCGUGAUCGCGACCACCACCGCCAGCCAGGCGGCGGCGGCGAGGAGCGAGGGAGGCGACCAAGGGGAGGAGGGGCCGGCCGUACCGGCAGACGACGCACCGCACACGAGCAGCAACAGCAGCAACAGCAGCAGCCGAAGCGACGAAGCCGCUGCCACCUUGCCCAAGGCCAAGGCCAAGGCCAAGAAGAAGCGGAGGAAGGCCAGGAAAGAAGUGGAGGUAGAAGUGGACGUGGAGCGGGGGCAGAAGACGAAAAGGACGAUGAGCGGUGAGGAGGGAUCCGCGAGUCGGACGCCCACGCCAAGCCCGGGAUGGCGAAGCCGCGUGCGACGGAUGUUCUCCCGCGGUGGCGGAAGUGGAAGCGGCAAGGACCACAAGACCGUGUAG
Acanthamoeba castellanii str. Neff is the source of this 2181-nucleotide messenger RNA. RefSeq lists its product as uncharacterized. The coding region runs from base 1 to 2181 and encodes 726 amino acids. Lineage: Eukaryota; Discosea; Longamoebia; Acanthamoebidae. The record is from RefSeq and is a predicted model, not a curated record. The transcript has 5 exons.